This is a messenger RNA of Procambarus clarkii (red swamp crayfish), 381 nucleotides long. Its product is annotated as adhesive plaque matrix protein-like. The record is from RefSeq and is a predicted model, not a curated record. NCBI's taxonomy places the organism in Eukaryota, Metazoa, Arthropoda, Malacostraca, Decapoda, Cambaridae. Gene Ontology annotation, cellular component: extracellular matrix.
AUGCCACACAACUUCGCAUACAAUGUUAGGGACGACUACUCCGGCACCAACUUCGGCCACAGUGAGAACUCCGACGGCAACACCGUCCGUGGCUCCUACAAUGUCGACCUUCCCGACGGACGCAAGCAAACGGUGAAAUAUGAAGCAGACCACCACAAGGGUUUCACUGCCAACGUGGAGUACUAUGGCGAGGCCCAGUACGCCCACCAGUCCGGUCCGGCAGUAACAUUCAAGCCCCAGCCAUCAUACCACCAGCCCCAGCCAUCAUACCCGCCCCAGCCAUCAUACCCCACCCAGCCAUCAUACCACCAGCCCCAGCCAUCAUACCCGACCCAGCCAUCAUACCACCAGCCCCAGCCAUCAUACCCACCCCAACCCUAG